Scedosporium apiospermum is the source of this 273-nucleotide messenger RNA. RefSeq lists its product as uncharacterized. Bases 1 to 273 code for a protein of 90 amino acids. The record is from RefSeq and is a predicted model, not a curated record. Lineage: Eukaryota; Fungi; Ascomycota; Sordariomycetes; Microascales; Microascaceae. Gene Ontology annotation, molecular function: RNA binding; structural constituent of ribosome. Gene Ontology annotation, cellular component: ribosome; cytosolic small ribosomal subunit. The transcript is spliced from 3 exons. Gene Ontology annotation, biological process: translation; ribosomal small subunit assembly.
AUGCAGGCUACACGCUGCUUGCUUAAGAGAUCCGUGUGGAAGGGCCCCAACAUUGUCCCUCUCCCAAUCGUGCGGCCAGAGCCCGGAAAAAAGGUCCCCCCCAUCCGAACACGAGCUCGCUCUGCGACUAUCCUGCCCAGCUUCGUCGGGCUCAAAUUUCAGGUCUACAAUGGCAAGGUGUACCACGACGUCGAGAUAAAGGAGGAGAUGGUCGGACACAAACUCGGGGAGUUCUCGCCGACGCGGAAGCCCUUCAUCUGGGACAAGAACUAG